Xylaria bambusicola is the source of this 1317-nucleotide messenger RNA. Its product is annotated as ICE2-domain-containing protein. The transcript has 2 exons. Bases 1 to 1317 code for a protein of 438 amino acids. The record is from RefSeq and is a predicted model, not a curated record. Gene Ontology annotation, cellular component: perinuclear endoplasmic reticulum; endoplasmic reticulum membrane; cortical endoplasmic reticulum. Gene Ontology annotation, biological process: septin ring assembly; endoplasmic reticulum inheritance. Lineage: Eukaryota; Fungi; Ascomycota; Sordariomycetes; Xylariales; Xylariaceae.
AUGUGGUGGUUCUUCCGUGUCGUCUCGAGUUCCAUCUUUCUCUUGACUAUAAUACUCUCCAUACCCAUAUCCUUCGAUGUAGGCGGACGCGACACCGGUCUAGCCUACAGCCUCGCGCUGUUCAGCUUCUACUUCGUCUAUAGCGCUGUGAAGCUUGCGACGCCCGAGACUUCACGUGUGAGGUGGACCUUGAUCAAGGUCAUAGGAACCUCGCAGUGGGUUGUGGUACCCGCCCUUCUGAUAUGGUCCUUACACAACUUCGCCGUCGAUGCAAGUAGCACCGACUGGGUAUCGCGCACUAUCCUUGGUGGUCUGGGUCAUCAUAAACACACCACAUGGACCGAAUGGAUUUUUGGAAAUGGUGGCCUUGUCGAGUCUGUCACUCUAGGCGGAUGGGAUAAGACACUAAGUUAUUCCAGCCCUAUCUUCCAGAUGGCUGAGGGGUUCUGCACGCUUCUCGUUAUCCAGGCCGCCGGUCAAAUUUCCCGAUGGCUCGUGAACAGAGGGCGAAGCGAUACAUGGGUCCUUUUACUCCUUAUAUUCUCCGCCUCCAUCAUCGCGAGCGCCGUAUAUUUCCUGUGGAGAGUGGCUCUCUUCCCCACCAUCAGCAACAUCGAUGCGACUCUGAUAGGCGUGACAGUCACAUCCGCCGUUUUCCUUUGCGCCAUCGGCAUCGGUACCGGUCGCGGAAAUCCUGUCGAGUCUUCAUUCUUGUUCGCCUACGUUGUUCUCUGCGUUUAUCAGAUAUUCACGGACUACAACCAAUCACCUGAGGCUGAAGCAGCUGCACUUGAACAAGCUGCUAAUCAACCUGAAUUCCCUCCUUUACCACCUAUUAUCAUGGCAAGCUACUCGACCUUUCUCCACUUACUCGGGUCUCUACCCUCCGCCGUCUAUUCAUCGUUAAGUUUUCUGCAUGCUGCUUUCCAGACAAUAGCGCCUUCAGUGAUGAUUUCCUUAAUCUACCGAAUAAUAGUAUUCUACUGCGCUACCCGCAUCAUCCCUGCAGUCCGAGAAUCUGGUGCCAGAGCACUCAUGGAAGAGCCAUCUCUCGAUGAUUCAGAUGAGGCGAACCGAUUGCUCGGUGUUCUGUCCUGGUUUUCACCUUCCAUUCUCAUUGCCGUAUAUACUAGCCUGCUACUACAACACUUUUCUGCCAGCGAUAAUGAAGGCUGGACUCUUCGGGAUGGUGAUGCCGGAGGUAACACCUGGCGAUGGAUUAACAUCGCCGCAACCAUGGGUCUUUACGCCAUUGAACUGUACCUAGGAAAUGAAGGUUCUGACGGCGGCAUGGUCAGCCAUUGGAAGACGGAUUGA